Messenger RNA from Ailuropoda melanoleuca (giant panda), 4177 nucleotides. It is a transcript of the gene TIGD5, whose product is annotated as tigger transposable element derived 5. NCBI's taxonomy places the organism in Eukaryota, Metazoa, Chordata, Mammalia, Carnivora, Ursidae. Gene Ontology annotation, molecular function: DNA binding. The coding region runs from base 53 to 1840 and encodes 595 amino acids. The record is from RefSeq and is a predicted model, not a curated record. Gene Ontology annotation, cellular component: nucleus. The transcript has a single exon.
CGUGCGGCCGCCGCCCCCGGCUCCGGGGCCGCGGCCCCGCGUGGCGGUGAAGAUGGCCUUCCGCAAGGCCUACUCCAUCAAGGACAAGCUGCAGGCCAUCGAGCGCGUCAAGGGCGGCGAGCGACAGGCCAGCGUGUGCCGAGACUUCGGUGUGCCGGGCGGCACGCUGCGCGGCUGGCUCAAGGACGAGCCCAAGCUGCGCUGGUUCCUGGAGCAGCUGGGCGGCGAGGUGGGCACGCAGCGCAAGAAGAUGCGGCUGGCCAACGAGGAGGAGAUCGACCGCGCCGUCUACUCGUGGUUCCUGGCGCUGCGCCAGCACGGCGUGCCGCUGUCAGGGCCGCUCAUCCAGGCGCAGGCCGAGGCCUUCGCGCGCCAGAUCUACGGGCCCGAGUGCACCUUCAAGGCCAGCCACGGCUGGUUCUGGCGCUGGCAGAAGCGCCACGGCAUCUCCAGCCAGCGCAUCUACGGCGAGGCCGAGCCUCUGGCCGCCGGCCCCGCGCCUGGCCCGCCCGUCAAGCAGGAGCCCGCGCAGCCCCCCGGCUCCAGCCCCGGCCCCCUGCCCGACAGGGCCCCGGCCCCGCCGUCCCCCGCCGAGGGCGGCUACGGCGACGAGCAGAUCUACAACGCAAACGUCACGGGCCUCUACUGGAAGCUGCUUCCGGAGCAGGCCGCGCCCCUGAGCGCGGGAGACCCCGGGGCGGGGGGCUGCGGCCGGCGCUGGCGGGGUGACCGGGUGACCGUGCUGCUGGCCGCCAACCUGACCGGCAGCCACAAGCUGAAGCCGCUGGUCAUCGGGCAGCUGCCAGACCCGCCUAGCCUGCGCCACCACAACCAGGACAAGUUCCCAGCCUCCUACCGCUACAGCCCGGAUGCCUGGCUCAGUCGCCCCCUGCUGCGGGGCUGGUUCUUCGAGGAGUUCGUGCCCGGCGUGAGGCGUUACCUGCGCCGCAGCUGCCUGCAGCAGAAAGCUGUCCUGCUGGUUGCCCACCCGCCCUGCCCAAGCCCGGCUGCCAGGAUGCCCGCCCUGGAGGAGAGCGAGGAGACCCUCCGGCCGUGUCGGCCUGAGCCCCUCAGCCCCCCGGAAGAGCUGCAGACCCCGGAUGGUGCCGUCCGGGUGCUCUUCCUGUCCAAGGGCAGCAGCCGGGCGCACAUCCCUGCCCCGCUGGAGCAGGGGGUUGUGGCCGCCUUCAAGCAGCUCUACAAGCGGGAGCUGUUGCGGCUAGCUGUGUCUUGUGCCGGGGGCUCGCCCUUGGACUUCACGCGCAGCUUCAUGCUCAAGGACAUGCUCUACCUGGCUGGCCUCUCCUGGGACCUGGUGCAGGCAGGCAGCAUUGAGCGCUGCUGGCUGCUGGGCUUGCGGGCCGCCUUCGAGCCCCGGCCCCCCGAGGAGUGUGUCGGGCAGCCGGCUGGCCGGGCUGAGGAGGCCGCAGAGCACAGCCGGGUGCUCAGCGACCUCACGCACCUGGCAGCCCUAGCUUACAAGCGCCUGGCGCCUGAGGAGGUGGCCAAGUGGCUGCACCUGGACGAUGAUGGGGGGCUGCCCGACAGCUGCAGAGAGGAGGCAGGCCCUGGCCGGCCCCCUGUGCUGGUCCCUGCGGCCCCUCCACCCCCCGCCAGCCUACCCUCUGUCGUGGGGAGUGGAGAAGAGGAGGAGGAGGCCGCCGUGCCCACUGCUGGGGAGGCUGUCCGGGGUCUAGAGACAGCUCUUCGGUGGCUGGAGAAUCAGGACCCCCGGGAGGUGGGGCCACCGAAGCUGGUGCAGCUGCGCUCACUGAUCAGCAUGGCCCGGAGGCUGGGGGGCAUUGGUCCCUCUCCUGCAGUCCCUGAGGAUGGGGUGUGACCGAGUCAGCCUGAGUGGCCCCCCAAUGGCUGUUCUGCUGCACUUGGAGGGAGGGGACACACACAGUCUUCCAUUUCCUCUCCCUCCCUCCCCUGGGAUGGCCCCACCCGAUGGCUCAGGGGGCUCCAGGGAUUCCGGCCCCCAGGCUGGCUUGGAGGGGCUCUGUUGGUGGAGGGCCAUCCUGCUCCACUGGUCCCAUUCUCCUGAAGGGGAGCUAAUAGAGGGGCCCCGGGCCCAUACACCUGCUCCCUGGGCAAGCACACUCGUGGGGUCUGUGGUUUUAGCCGGGGUCCCUUGCCAUGCAAACUGCCACCCACACAACAUGGCGCGCUAAUCAGAGCAGCUCUCAGUUUUCCUGCCCUGGCUCUUGCAGGCUGUGCCUGUCUGUACCUCCUGCCCUCCUCCCGGGUGGCCCAUCAUAUGCACUGGACAAGGGGCCGGCACUCCUGUGAGUGUGGAGCCCUGGGGCUUCAUGGUUCCCAUGCCACAGCCAUGCAGUCAUCUCCAUUAAGUCCAUUUUUACAGAUACCCUGCCUGGGGGCCAGCGUGGUAUCUCAUUCCCCAGCCUGGGCUGGUCUUGGAGGUUUGCUCCGCUCCGUAGAGGCUGGGAAGGGAGGAUGGUGCCCGGCAAUUGAGGAUCCGGAGGCUCCGGACGCAGCAGGGGGUGUAGAUAUUUCUGUUCCACUGGGAUUGUUAGUUUUCCUUAGGAAAAUUCCAUUCCAAACCGCUCUUGUUCUAUGGGUUAGCAGCCUUCUAGACUUGGGCCCCUGGUGACUUGACCAAUGACUGACAAGCUCCCUGGACCAGCCACAGGCCACUUUGUCCAGCCCCCCGGGCCCAGAGCCAUGCCAUCUACCAGGAGUGGGGCUGCGGUGCUGCCAGCUAGACAGGGACAACCGUACAGUGCCUUAGUGCUCCUCCUCGGCUGCCCCACCCCUGCGGGCACUGCCGAGGGUGUGGCGAGGGAGCUGCUUCCCACAGCCCCAGAAACUGGGCUUCUGAGCGGCUCCAUCUGAGAGGAGGAGGAGGAAAGUGUUCGUGUGUUACUGCCCGACUCCAGGUUCGGAGUCCGGCUGGUCUGAGGCCCAGUGGUGCCCGUGCCUCCCAGGGGCGGCUUUUGGAGAUGUGCUCAGAGCCCUUGUGAGAGGCUGGGGCCAGGUCUGAGGUGCUGCCUGCCUGGCCUGUCUGCCCUCCCUUCACCUCCACCUGCCUCACAUCCUCCUGCUGUAGACGGGUAGUGUGUUCGUGGGAGGGGUGGCCGUGCACUGGGGGGGCAGCUGGAGGGAGCCCCCAGAGCACCUUCCCCACAAGUCUGAGAACAUUAACUGUUCCGUGGAACGGUCCCCAGUCAAAAAGUGCGCGUGUGUGUGUUGCAUACAUAUAUCUCAAAUCUGAAAACUGAGGGAAGCUGGGAAGAAUUUGGGAGCAGGGGCUUGCCUAGCCAGGCCCAGGGCAGCAGCCCCUAGCUGGGGCCCCUCUGGCCCCUCCACGUAGUAGCGGUCUCAAGCCCGCACCCCUAGAGGCACCUUUGGCCGUCUGUGGCUGGCCCUGGGACUCUAACCCGAGCAGGUGGCACAGGGCUUCAGGAAGUUUUAAUUUCAUAACAUCCCAUGGCAACUCAGGGACCUAGGGCUGGGAGGCCCCGGCCUCCGCUCUGCCAGGCCUGCCCACGGGGGUGUCUGGAGAGACAGACCUCAGGGCCCACAUGGGGUGCACCUGGGGCCCCAGAGUUUCUCCCUGCAGAAUGGCUGAAUACUCAAAGCAGCAAAGGUUGCUGCUCUUCCAAAAAGUGGCUCUUGGUCAGGGUCCGCGCUAGGGCAUCCAGCGGGCUUGGCAGCUGCUGGGGAGGGGAGGCACUGCGGAUUAAGACAAACUCGUGUGUAGGUUCUGCUAAAACCACCCUUGACCUGCACGUUUUGGGGGGAUGAGACCAAGCUGCAGCCAGCAGAGAGCCCGUCUGAGAGGCACGGCCUUGCCCCAGGCAGGCUACGUGCCUGGGAAGCUACCGCCAGACAGCCGGUGGCCUGCAGGUGCAAUGUCGGCAUGUGGUGAGGGGAAGGGCAUGCCCUCCAGGGACCCCCAGCCCGUCUCGGCCCAGCAAGUCAGGAUUGCCGCAGGGAGCCCUAGGACGGGGGCUGGGUGCUGUUUGUCCCCAGAUAAGGAUGCCCACAGGUGAGGCUUGACUCCAGGGGCGUGUCCUUGAGAGGACCAUGGGCUUUUGGGGUGCAUGCUCUGUUGAGGGGCCUUUUCACACCCAUCCUUGCUGAUGGGGGGAUUCACCCAGUCAGACGGGCCCAAUGUGCUUUAUAAUAAAGGUUUGUGUCAACUUCACACGCA